Myotis davidii is the source of this 969-nucleotide messenger RNA. RefSeq names its product cyclin Y like 1 (gene CCNYL1). Gene Ontology annotation, biological process: regulation of canonical Wnt signaling pathway; regulation of cyclin-dependent protein serine/threonine kinase activity. Gene Ontology annotation, cellular component: plasma membrane. The record is from RefSeq and is a predicted model, not a curated record. Lineage: Eukaryota; Metazoa; Chordata; Mammalia; Chiroptera; Vespertilionidae. Gene Ontology annotation, molecular function: cyclin-dependent protein serine/threonine kinase activator activity; protein kinase binding. The transcript is spliced from 10 exons. The coding region runs from base 1 to 882 and encodes 293 amino acids.
AUGCGGCAUGUCUUUUUCUCUUCUUUUUAUACAGAGUUAGCUUUGGAAUCAAACCCUUCUGACCAUCCAAGGGCAAGCACAAUUUUCUUGAAUAAAUCUCAAACGGAUGUGCGAGAAAAGAAGAAGAACAACUAUGUAAACCAUGUAUCUCCAGGGCACCUUACUAAAAAAUAUAGCUCAUGCUCAACUAUAUUUCUAGAUGACAGCACAGUCAGCCAGCCUAAUCUUAGAACCACAGUACAAUGUGUGACGUUAGCAAUAUAUUACCACAUAAAGAACAGAGAUGCAAAUAGAUCCUUGGAUAUUUUUGAUGAGAGAUCACAUCCACUCACACGAGAAACAGUUCCAGAAGAAUAUUUUAGGCAUGAUCCUGAACACAAAUUUAUUUACAGAUUUGUUCGGACCCUCUUCAGUGCUGCACAGCUAACAGCUGAAUGUGCGAUAGUGACUUUGGUUUACUUAGAAAGACUUUUAACUUAUGCCGAGAUAGACAUUUGUCCCACGAACUGGAAGAGAAUUGUUUUGGGAGCCGUUCUUCUUGCCUCCAAGGUUUGGGAUGACCAGGCUGUAUGGAAUGUGGACUACUGCCAGAUCCUCAAGGACAUUACCGUUGAGGACAUGAAUGAGAUGGAAAGGCAUUUUUUAGAGCUACUUCAGUUUAAUAUUAAUGUUCCUGCCAAAUACUACUUUGACCUUCGCUCCUUAGCUGAUGACAACGACCUGCCUUUUGUAUUUGCUCCUCUUAGCAGAGAAAGAGCCCAGAAUCUAGAGGCUAUUUCCAGAUUGUGCGAAGACAAAGACCUGUGCAGAGCUGCUCUGAGACGGUCUCUUAGUGCUGAUAAUUUUAUUGGUGUUCAGCGCUCUGAAGCCAUCCUCUCUUAAGGGAGAAGGGAGGGGUGGUAAUGUCAUGAGCCCCUCCCUCAUCUACAAGGACUGGAGAAAUUAGCACCUCUCCUGCUCAAAAACUAG